Messenger RNA from Didymodactylos carnosus, 867 nucleotides. The record is from the annotation of a GenBank genome assembly. NCBI's taxonomy places the organism in Eukaryota, Metazoa, Rotifera, Eurotatoria, Philodinida, Philodinidae.
AUGAUGGUUUAUUCAUGGGUAUUCGUUGCAGCUACUCCCGACUUUGAAUGUCAACUACCAGUGGACUACAGAGUUCCAGAUGAACGUGAAUGCAAAACAUAUAAAAAGUCGAUAUCGCUCAAAGAAUGUCAACACUGUUAUUUUACAAUGGAGAAUAACAGUCUUCAAGCGUGUAAAAAUUAUUCAUUUAAUAGACAAUAUUACAUAAAAACACUUGUUGAAGAGUGGUCGAUGGUGUGUGAUCGACUGACGUUUAAAACAUCAGUUCAAAUGAUAUUUUUCACUGGUUUCAUGGUUGGUUCUACGAUUUUGGGGAUUCUAGCUGAUAAUAUCUUACCUGAGAGUCCACGUUGGUUGAUGAGCAAAGGAAGAUUUGAUGAUGCAGAAAUAAUUUUGAAAAAUAUUGCCAAGCAAAAUAAACGAUACUUUGAUCAGGAUGAAUUUGAACGUUUAAAGGGUGAACAAAAAAGUAUUGCUCAAAAUAUUGUAUACUACGGUGUAGCGCAGAGCACAGGAAGCUGGCCAUUUGAUCCUUACGUUUCAUUUGGUGCUAGUGCUUUGGUUGAACUCCUUGCUUAUAUUCUGGUGCACAUAAUCUUGAAGAAAACUGGUCGGAAAAUUCCGUAUUGUUUAUUUGCGGUUAUUUAUUCCAUUGUUGCUCUGCUAGUACUACCUGUACAAAGUUUUACGAUGAAAGACAGUACAGGUCAUAAAACUGCGAUGUUCAUAAUUAAUGUUACAUUGAAAUUUUUGGCCUCAGCAUCCUUUGCGAUUAUUCUCAUCUAUGCGAAUGAAUUGUUUCCCACUAACGUGAGAAACACAGGCUUGGGGUUGGGUGGUAUGGUUGCACGUAAGCCAAUCAACUAA